AUGUCUUCUGAAUAUGCGUCUUACUCGACAACCUUAUAUUUUUCGAAUGUAGAAAAAUUUCAGAAGUGGGUCUACACCGUCUGCAAAGAUGGUGAUCAAGUCCAGCGAGAGUUUAUCGAUUUGUGGAGACGAUUCGCUAACAGAUACAAGAGUAUUUGUCAUUUCGGGUUCACAUUCAUUACCAGUUUGACACAUGAAGCAGGACUCACAUUAGAGACAAUGGAUGAAUAUAUCAGAUCCAGUCUUGAAAAUCUACAGAUUUCAGGCGCUCUGGACAACUCCAUUAGCAUUAUUAUGGGUGAUCACGGUAACCGUAUUGGACUGGUGAGAUAUUCGUAUACUGGAACUAUAGAAGAACGAAUGCCGCUGAUGGCUAUUCGACUGCCGACAAAUUUCAAAGUGGAAUACCCAGACGAAUACGCUAAUUUCUUGGAAAAUAAAUGGAAACUCACGAAGGUACCAGUAGUUUUGAGGCAGCACUCAUAUUCUUUGGAGGAUCAGGAGAUUAUGAGAUAA
Messenger RNA from Ostertagia ostertagi, 516 nucleotides. NCBI's taxonomy places the organism in Eukaryota, Metazoa, Nematoda, Chromadorea, Rhabditida, Trichostrongylidae. The record is from the annotation of a GenBank genome assembly.